AUGGACGGCGCAGGACAGCCCAACCUGCGCAUUACCAUCAUUGCUGCUGAUGGGCUCUACAAGCGCGAUGUCUUCCGAUUUCCCGACCCCUUCGCCGUGGCCACCAUCAAUGGCGAGCAGACGCGCACCACGAGCGUCAUCAAGAAGACGCUGAACCCCUACUGGAACGAGAGCUUCGACAUGAAAGUGAACGAAGAAAGCGUCCUGGCGGUUCAGAUCUUUGACCAGAAGAAGUUCAAGAAGAAGGACCAGGGCUUCUUGGGCGUCAUCAACGUCCGCAUUGGAUCGGUAAUAGAUCUCGACGCAGGCGGAGACGAGAUGCUCACGCGCGACCUCAAAAAGUCAAACGACAACAUGGUCGUCCACGGCAAGCUCAUUCUUAAUCUCUCCACUAAUCUGUCUACCCCCAUCAGCCAAGGAGGCCAGAACGCCACCCGACCCAAUGCCUCCCCGCAUCCGUCCACCAACGGUGCCAUUCCUGGUGCCGCCUCUACUCCACAACAAUCCACGACGAGCCUCCAUCCUCCUGAUGCAUACCCCGGUAGUCGUACCUCGAGCUCCGGCCCGUCGAACCCCCAGCGCCCCGGCCAAGGCCCUCCGGCUGGUGCGCCAGGCGGCCCACCUGCCGGGCCCGCACCAAAUACAAACGGGUCUACGCCAGCUCGCAACGGCAGCAGCGCCGCAUACAGCGCUUUUGAGGAUGCGCAAGGAAGACUGCCAAACGGCUGGGAGCGUCGUGAGGACCACCUGGGGCGAACAUAUUACGUCGACCACAACACGAGGCAAACCACAUGGAUCAGGCCAGGCGCGGGUUUCAACGAGGCAGAUCAGCGCCGGGACGUGGCAGCGCAGACGCAGCAGGAACGUAUGCGACAUCAGAACCGAAUGCUGCCAGAGGACCGAACGGGAGCCAACUCGCCUACCCUUACGGAUCGCCAGCCGUCGCCGCCGACUGGCGCUGCCAGCGCUGCGAGCAUGAUGGCGACGGGAGCGACCACUGCUGGUACAGGAGAGCUUCCGUCUGGCUGGGAGCAGCGCCACACGCCCGAAGGCCGACCCUACUUUGUAGACCACAACACACGAACGACAACAUGGGUGGAUCCUCGCCGGCAGCAGUACAUCCGCAUGUACGGUGGCCAGGCGGCCAAUGGCAGCACCAUCCAGCAGCAGCCUGUUUCCCAGCUCGGCCCGCUGCCCUCUGGCUGGGAAAUGCGUCUCACCAACACGGCAAGAGUAUACUUUGUGGACCACAACACAAAGACUACGACGUGGGACGAUCCAAGGUUACCGUCAUCACUGGAUCAGAACGUGCCCCAGUAUAAGCGCGAUUUCCGCCGUAAGCUCAUCUACUUCCGAUCGCAACCAGCGCUCCGCAUUGUUAGUGGUCAAUGUCACGUCAAGGUGCGACGAUCGCAUAUUUUUGAAGAUUCGUACCACGAGAUUAUGCGGCAAAGCGCUGCUGAUCUUAAGAAGAGACUGAUGAUCAAGUUUGACGGCGAAGACGGUCUGGACUACGGAGGUCUCUCUCGAGAAUUCUUCUUCCUACUCUCGCACGAGAUGUUCAAUCCCUUCUACUGCCUCUUCGAGUACUCCGCACACGACAACUACACACUUCAGAUCAAUCCCCACUCUGGUAUCAACCCCGAGCACUUGAACUACUUCAAGUUCAUUGGACGUGUGGUUGGUUUGGCCAUUUUCCAUCGUCGUUUCCUCGACGCCUUCUUCAUUGGCGCCUUUUACAAGAUGAUAUUGAAGAAGAAGGUUUCGCUGCAGGAUAUGGAGGGUGUGGAUGCCGACUUUCAUCGUAACCUGGAAUGGAUGCUGAACAACGAUAUUACCGAUGCUUUGGAACUGACAUUCUCGACUGACGAUGAGCGAUUUGGUGAGACUGUCUCCAUUGAGCUGAAGCCUGGAGGUGAAAACAUUGAGGUUACCAACGAAAACAAGCAUGAAUACGUCGAACUCAUUACCGAAUGGCGUAUCCAGAAGCGCGUUGAAGAACAAUUUCAGGCCUUCAUCACUGGUUUCCACGAACUGAUUCCCGCCGAUCUUGUCAACGUUUUUGACGAGCGUGAACUCGAGCUGCUCAUCGGUGGUAUUGCCGACAUUGACGUUGAUGACUGGAAGAAGCACACCGAUUACCGUGGUUACACCGAGAACGACGAAGUCAUCCAGAACUUCUGGAAGUGUAUCCGUAGCUGGGAUGCUGAACAAAAGUCACGUCUGCUGCAGUUUGCCACGGGUACUUCGCGUAUCCCUGUCAACGGAUUCAAGGAUUUGCAGGGCAGUGAUGGCCCACGAAGAUUCACAAUCGAGAAGGCUGGAGAGCCGAACCAACUACCAAAGUCACAUACAUGUUUCAACCGUCUCGAUCUACCACCGUACAAGACAUUCGAAGCACUCAACCAGAAACUUACCAUUGCUGUUGAGGAAACUGUCGGCUUUGGACAAGAGUAA
This is a messenger RNA of Exserohilum turcica Et28A, 2457 nucleotides long. RefSeq lists its product as uncharacterized. Gene Ontology annotation, molecular function: ubiquitin protein ligase activity; protein binding. The record is from RefSeq and is a predicted model, not a curated record. The coding region runs from base 1 to 2457 and encodes 818 amino acids. The transcript has 8 exons. Gene Ontology annotation, biological process: ubiquitin-dependent protein catabolic process. Lineage: Eukaryota; Fungi; Ascomycota; Dothideomycetes; Pleosporales; Pleosporaceae.